Symbiodinium natans is the source of this 1236-nucleotide messenger RNA. The record is from the annotation of a GenBank genome assembly. NCBI's taxonomy places the organism in Eukaryota, Dinophyceae, Suessiales, Symbiodiniaceae.
AUGGCAAUACCUUUUUGGCUCCCGGCGGCUUUGCAGUUCUUUUCCUGUGCUGCGGUGAGCUGUGUUCUCAGGCAUCAUUUGGGCUAUCAUGGCGUGUGGGCGGCAGCGCUGAGUGUGGCGAGCUUAACGGGGCUGUUCUGUGGAUCUCUGUUCUGGGGAGCCGUGGCUGACUAUGUCGGAAACAUCAAAGGGGUGCUUUCGGUGGCCCAUGCCCUCGCCAUGAUCUGCGUGCCAUUCAACGUGAUGCCUUCCAUCGCAAGCUCUUAUCCACUCCUUGCGUGUCUCACCGUGCUGGUCUCCUUCCUGCUGGCAGCGGAUACCGGAUUGGUAGACACAAUCUGCUUAGCCGCUGCGGACGCGCAGGGUGACUAUGGAGAGAUGCGCUCCUGGAGUUGCAUCGGCUGUGGGCUGAUUUGCGUCGUGGUGGGAGCCGGCCUUGCCCUCACGGGCCCAUGGAUGAUCUACUCCACCUUUGUGGUGCUGCAAGUCCCUUUGUUGAUCAUGCUUCUCUUCUUCUUGCCGAGCCCGCGUUUGAGCAGAGAAGUGGCCCAGAAGAGAGAAGUGAAGAUCAUGGAGUGCCUCACGGGGAAUAAAACCUCCAUCUCGGAGGUCUUCUUGUAUGGGCUGUGCCUGUCCCUGAUCGAGAUUUUCGGGCCGGUUUAUUACAUCAAGUUCCUGGGCACCUCCAGCUUCACGUUCGGUGCCGCGGUGCUGAUCAUGUGCUUGGCAGAGAUCGUCGUCUUCCGGUUCAUCGCGCGUGCUCUUCGGGAUCUUCACGCCUCGUGGGCGUGGGUCCGCGACGCAUGCUACGCUCUGCUGGCGCUGCGCUGCCUUGGAUACUGCCUCGUGCCUGCGUCCAUGCCCUGGGCAGCCCUGGCUUUGGAAGUGCUCCAUGGCUUCAACUUCGCAGCCAUGUGGUACAUCACCGUAAAGAGGGCCGACACCCUGGCACCUCCGGGCGCCCAGGCCACGAUGCAAUCUCUCACAAGUGGAACCUACUUCUUCUUGUCGAUGGGCGUGGGCUCAAUGGUGUGGGGCCAUUGCCUCGAAGCUCCGCCAAGUGGCAUCGGGUGGCAGAGGAGCUUUCAGCUCUGCUCCUUCCUGACGAUUGCAGCGCUCGCAUGGAAUCGAUGCGCCAAGACGCCGCAGCCCAUUGACGCGCCGCGCGCCGACGUGCCUUCCGACGACUUGCCUCUGGUAGAACCUCCCGAACAAACCCCAAACCCUAAACCCUAA